Molecule: messenger RNA, 1655 nt
Organism: Anthonomus grandis grandis
Lineage: Eukaryota; Metazoa; Arthropoda; Insecta; Coleoptera; Curculionidae
Product: traB domain-containing protein-like
Exons: 6
Coding region: 258-1367 (369 amino acids)
Source: RefSeq, a predicted model, not a curated record
CGUUAUUCUAGCUUAAAAAGUAACGAAGAUAUCAAUGUGUGUUUUUGAGGUCGUACCGGAUUUUCUCGUGUACGUUUUUGCAAUACGCAUCUGACGUCAUAUGACGCUAGUGUCCUUAACGUGUUUGAUUUUGGGGUAUAAUAGUAUGAGUUCAUUGUAAAUGCACCCUAACUCCAGCUGUGAUAACGUCAACGUCAUAACCUCAAACGUCAACCAUUUGUUUUCAUUUUUGGGUCUGCUUACUUAGAAUUAAAAACAUGGAUAAUUCACUUACGAAUUUCGAGCUCAGUGAAAGUACGGUGAAAAUAGGAACAGACUCCGAGAGUGGAUCGGAUAAAAGUGAGGCUAUUGAGAUUGUUGGUUAUGGAGAUGAGGAGUUAAAUAGUAGCAAGAAAUCUUCAGAAGAAGACUUUGACAAUAAUCUUCCUGACACAGUCACAAUAUUAACGCAUAAAGAAACAGGGGCCAAACUUUACUUAAUAGGAACUGCUCAUUUUAGUAAGAAAUCUCAAGAGGAUGUAGAAUUGGUUAUAAGAAAUGCGCAACCGAAUAUAGUUGUGGUAGAAUUAUGUGGUCAAAGAACCAGCAUACUAGAACUAGAUGAGGAAACUAUCUUGAAAGAAGCCAAGAAUAUAGAUGCGGCGAAAAUUAUAGCGACUAUGAAAGCGGAUGGAGCCGUUAACGGUUUAUUGUAUAUUUUGUUACUAAGCAUGAGUGCACAUAUAACGAAAGAAAUUGGUAUGGCACCCGGAGGAGAAUUUAGAGUCGCUAGCCAAGAGGCAGCUAAAAUUCCAAACUGUUAUGUCCACUUAGGGGACCGACCCAUUGGAAUAACGAUAAGACGCGCCCUCAGUAGACUAAGUUGGUGGCAAACGGUAAAGUUUGCAUGGCAUUUGUUGACCUGUAAAGAUCCUAUAAGCGCCGAGGAAAUUGAAAAAUGCAAAAACCGCGAUAUGCUGGAGCAAUUACUAGCUGAAUUGGCCGGCGAAUUUCCGGGAUUCAAGGAGGUGUUCCUGGUCGAACGCGAUAUUUAUUUGACCAGUUCCUUGCAAGCGGCCGCCAGGAUGAGGCCUCCCGGUGAUCCGGAGAAGCCUUUGACGAUUGUGGGAGUGGUGGGUAUCGGUCACAUGCCCGGCAUAAUAAAACUGUGGCCGGAGGAGCAACGACGGUUCAUUCCGGGGAUCAUGGUCGUACCCCCGCCUACGAUGACGUCGAAAAUCGUGAAGUUCAGCUUUAAAUUGUCGCUGUUCGGUUUGGGUGUGUACGUGAUUUAUAGAUACGUGCCGGUUCCGAAGGUUCUCAGGGAAAACGCAAUGCUUCAAAGUGUCGUGAGUAACGUCAAAGACAACUUGUCAAGUCUUUUAUGAGUUUUUCCAUGUAAUUUUAAGAUUGGUACAUAACUUUUAUUGUUUCAUAUGAUUGGUGUCGGCUGGUGUUACAUAUAAGAUCAAGAUUAUUAUAAUAUAUUAUUUUUUUAUAUAGGGGGGUUUUAGAUUUGUAACUUAAAGGCAUUUUAAUAAUGUAGUACAUGGCUAUUUUUGAUAACUCUUUGGUCUACCUUUUACUAGUUUUAUUCCUAUAGUUAUUUUAUCUGUUGAGAUUUUAGCAAGCUCAAAUUAUUGUUGAUAUUUUUAAUAUAAAACAUUUUUAUUUGC